AUGCCACUAUUGACUCAGCCGCAGGGUGACGAUGAGCAAUACGUGCUGGUGGCCAGCUUGGACAAUGUACGCAAUCUUUCCAACAUCCUGAAAGCUAUCGCCUUUAAAGACCACGCCAUCUUCACCGCAACACCCAAUGGCCUCAAAGUCACCGUGGAGGACUCCAAAUGUCUUCAAGCCAAUGCCUUCAUCCAGGCUGAAAUCUUCCAGGAGUUUACCAUCAAAGAAGAUCAAAUCGGAUUGCAGAUUAACCUCACGGUUCUGAUGGAUUGUCUCAGUAUUUUUGGAGGAACUGCAGUACCGGGUGCAUCAACCGCCCUGCGAUUGUGCUACAAAGGCUACGGUUACCCCUUGACCCUGUUCCUGGAGGAGGGCAGUGUGGUGACCGUUUGCAAGAUCAACACCCAAGAACCCGAGGAGCCGAUUGACUUCGAGUUCUGCAGCAGCAACGUCACAAACAAGGUUAUCCUACUGUCUGAGAGUUUGAAGGAGGCUUUUUCUGAACUGGACAUGACCAGUGAGGUGCUGGAGAUCACAAUGUCCCCUAGCCAGCCUUACUUUCGGCUGUCGACAUUUGGCAACGCCGGAAGUGCUGAUUAUGAUUACCCUAAAGAUUCCGACAUGAUGGAGCUGUUCCAUUGCACCACUACGCAAAGUAACAGGUAUAAAAUGGCUUUGCUGAAGCCAUCCACCAAGGCGCUGGCGUUGUCUUGCAAAGUGUCCGUGAGGACGGACAGCAGGGGUGUCCUGUCACUGCAGUACAUGGUGCGCAACGAUGACGGACAAAUUUGCUUUGUGGAAUAUUACUGCUGUCCAAACGAAGAAGUGGACGAUGAGGACUGA
Molecule: messenger RNA, 843 nt
Organism: Nerophis lumbriciformis (worm pipefish)
Lineage: Eukaryota; Metazoa; Chordata; Actinopteri; Syngnathiformes; Syngnathidae
Source: RefSeq, a predicted model, not a curated record